GAUCUGGGACCAAGUUACCUGGUACGAUAAACUUAGCAUUCAGCCUGAGUCCCUCUCAUCGCCAUGGAUACCAAUUAAGAAUGCCUGGAGUGAUAUUUUUUUAGUUUGUAGCACAUGCGGAAUGGGUGGGGUCCCUCUGACCUGUAGGCCAAAUGUGAGUCACCAGGGGUUCAAAUUUUGCCUGCAGGGCUAUUCCCCCUAAAACCACACACCCCAGUCCCACUCUAUAUAUGUGAUGACAGUAUGGGGCAGACUUACAUUAGGCUCCUUAUCAUGCAUGCUGAUGGAUUGAUGGGUGGUUGAGCGAAGGUCAGCAGAAAGCAGGCUUUGGCGAUGCAGCUAUGUGUGGUGUUUUGAAGUCCCGACAUUGGGACUUCAAGGAGCCCAAUCACUUGACACCAUUGUGGUGACUGGCAGACUUGCUCACUUGUCAUAUUUGGCCCCAUGAGGCUAGCCCUGAUAAGGAUAAAUAAAGAUAUGGCCUCUUGGAGCCAAAUGGUUUCUCCACUUCCUGGCGCCAUUGUAGCUCUUUUUAUGAGGUCCCCUCCAGACAUUUUGGGUUUGUUUGUUUUUUAAUAAAAAAAAAUUGGCUUCCUUAUAAGGAUUUUCCUCACAAAAAUAAACAGUCCCUUUUCCCCAGUAGUGGCCGCUCACUAUCCUGUUAUGAUUGUUCCUGUUUUGUCUUCAUUUUUAAACCUCAAAUAGACAAGAGUUUAAAGCAGUUCUCUCAGGCUCACCCAUGUAGAAAACUUCUCUUUUCCACUGGACGCUGCCAAAGGGUAACUUACAAGCCUCCUGCCUCCUGGAGUGAAGGUUCCCAUCAUGUCCCAACAGCGCCUCUUGCUAACAGCCCUCCUCCCAUUUCUCUUCCUACUUCCAACGACGACUUCCAGCCACUGCCAGACGUUCCACAGAUCUGCCUGCAUGAAGCAGGACACCUUUGUGCCUGGCCAUAACUAUAUUGGCGAGGGGGUGGACAUCACCUCUCUGGAGAGAAAGGGAGCGUAUGUGGUGGACACCGGCCGAUGGCAGGGUCCCAACGGGACGUGCAAACUCUGCCGGAAUCCCUUGAUGGACGGGCACCUGCAGAGACUCCCCUUGGCUGGCGUGGACUGGCAGGUGGUCCGCUCCUGCCAUCGGCAAGUCAGCAGCUCUGUGGAGAAUUUGGAUGUGGAUGUUGCCAACACAAUGGCCACGGAGGUGAAGAACGACUGGAAAGUAGACCUGGGUUUAGAGAUGGAGACGAACAAUGGCAGGGAAGAAGACCCGGGGCUGCCUAAGGCCCGCGUGGCUUUUGCUGGGUCCCGGUCCCGGAUGGCUAUUUAUGCGCAUGAGAAAUCCCGUCAGGACAGUUACAGCUUUGUGAGGCAAGAGGUCUCCUGCGCAUACUACAGGAUGAGACUCCUCCAAAGACCCUCACUGCUGGCCUCCCACUUCUCCCGUGCUGUGGCCAGGCUGCCAAGGAACAAUAACUCCGAGGAAUACCAGCAUUUUAUCAACAUCUACGGCACCCACUACAUCAGCCAUGUGCAACUGGGUGGGCGAUUGCGCCACCUGCUGGCUGUGCAAACGUGCAAGAUGGCCUUGUGGGGGAUUACCGCUUCCACCAUCCAACGCUGCUUGAACUGGGGGGCUUCUCUAGGAGUCGACUGGCUGUUUGGCUCCACUUCCCUGAGCUCCGAGUGUGAAGAUCUCAAGAGGGCCUACUCCCGUGGAAUCCUUGAGGAUGCCGAUGCCAAGCAGCACAUUGAAGUUGUGGGAGGAGAUAAGCAGGUAGAGAUGCUCUUCUCCAAAGCUGGAGAAGCCCAACUCUUCUCCGCAUGGAUGGAGAGUGCAAAAACAAAGCCUGGGCUGGUCUCCUACUCCCUCCUACCCUUACACACCUUGUUGAACCAAAGAGAUCCAAGAAGGGAUUUGCUGAAGCAAGCCAUUGUGGGCCAUAUAAACCAGAGAGCCCUCAAGAGGGACUGUCCACAACAGUGUCCACGCUGGAGCUCCCAGAGCUCAGGUGAGCAAUGCACCUGCUUGUGUCAGCAGGACGGCCUCAACAACGAGAUGUGCUGUGCCUGGCAGCGAGGCAGGGCACGCCUCAAGUUUGUUGUGGUCAACGGAUCCAGGCUUUGGGGCGACCACUUCACGGCCACUGAUGCUUAUGUGAGGAUUUUCUUCCAAGGUCAGGAAAUGAGAACCAGCAUCGUCAGAAACGACAACAACCCUCAGUGGUCGGAAACCCUGGACUUUGGGACGGUCACAUUGGCAGACCACAAUUCUUUUGAGGUUCAGCUCUGGGACAAAGACGUCUGGCGUGAUGACCUUCUGCAGGGCUGUUUCCACCGGUUGGAGGCCGGGGCUGGGACUAUCCGGCACAGAUGUUAUGCGCCCCAUGGAUACGUCGAGUAUUACUACUUGCUGGAAUGUGGCCGCACAUUGGGCGGUCCCAGCUGUCAAAAUUAUGUCCCCCUACGACUGCCAACUUCUCAUUUCAACUAGCCACACCCUCCUAAUUCAGUGCUUUUUCUUUGUUCCAUUUAUUUCAGGACGAUGGGUUUCGUAGUCCGACAAUGGCCAGAAGGCCACAGGUUCCCCCACCCACUGAGGGCAGAGUUGGGACAGACCCUAUUGAGACAGAUUCAGAAGAAAUCUGGCAGAUCUGGGGUUGGGGCCUCGUUGGUCCACAUUGUUCUAAACAUACAAAGCAUCUUUAUGCAGAUUGAGACCACUGGUUUGUCUGGCCUUAUACUCUGCCUGGUAGAGGCCAGGCUCUCAGGAUCCCGCAGGCAGAGAAAAUCUCUAAGACUGUUUCCUAUCUCUGCUGUUUCCCUGAAGCUAUGAGUCAGUGUCUGGAGAUUCCCAGCUCCACAAAAGUGUGUGAAUUUCUGUCUCUCCAACUCCUGCGUUACAAAUACAUAUUUGUGUUUGCAUAUGCGCUUCUUUUAUCCACCUCACCCUGCAAAAUCCUUCAUGGAUUACAGACAUUCCGGAUUAGAAACUUGGUAUUUUGAAAAAAAUAAAUAUGUUGCAAGGGAGCAGAUAUAAUGAGCUUUAUUCGUUAUAGUGGUGGUGAAGAUAAUCACCUUCUGCAGAACACAAUAAAGGCCCACAGCAAGAAAACCUGGCUAUCCCACCUCUCUUGAUACAGAUGCCCAGAAUAACAAAAGUGAAUUUGUUUUUAGACCUGUAGAGGAAGAGGUGGAAUUCCACACCACAGGCUCAGCUGGGUCCAGUUGCUCCUCUUCUGGAACAAGAGGCUUUGAAAGAAGAUUAGAUAGAUUCAUGGAGGUGAAGGUUAUCAAUGGCUACUAGGCAUGAUGGCUAGAUUCUACCUCCACUGUCAGAGGUGGGAACAGUGCUGUUGAGCUCAGGACCUGCUUCCAGCCUUCCUAUGGGCAUGGUUUAUGGCGUUUCAUGGGCUUUUCCUUGUGCCUUGUGCCCUUAAGCAAUCUUCUUAGUGGCUAUCCAACCUAGUGAUUAUGUAAUCGGGAUGUUUUGGUAAACACCAUAUGGGACCCUGGGUAAGAACGCCUAGUUCCCCUGGAAUUUUGCACUGCUCAAAAUUGGGGUGCUGUGUAAUAUUACAAAAGAAAUAGUAGGUCUGUGGGAGAGGGUGGGAAUUGGGGAAAAACAGCUUGCAAGUGAGAAUGAUCAGAGUAGGGAGAGAUGAGUACCCUCAGUUGAGAUUUCCUUCUUCUUUGCAGCAUAUUAUGUUAUAAAGUCACCAGCAUCUUACAGAUGUUUUACAGAAUUUUACAACAUUUUACACAUGUUCUAUUGCUUCUUUUAUGAUUGGACGUAAAAUAAAUUGAUGGAGUGUUCCACUCCCUGAAUGCCUA
Messenger RNA from Zootoca vivipara (common lizard), 3830 nucleotides. RefSeq names its product perforin-1-like. Gene Ontology annotation, molecular function: wide pore channel activity. The record is from RefSeq and is a predicted model, not a curated record. NCBI's taxonomy places the organism in Eukaryota, Metazoa, Chordata, Lepidosauria, Squamata, Lacertidae. Gene Ontology annotation, cellular component: membrane; membrane attack complex. Gene Ontology annotation, biological process: T cell mediated cytotoxicity; defense response to virus; immunological synapse formation.